This is a messenger RNA of Eimeria necatrix, 2535 nucleotides long. RefSeq lists its product as hypothetical. The record is from RefSeq and is a predicted model, not a curated record. Lineage: Eukaryota; Apicomplexa; Conoidasida; Eucoccidiorida; Eimeriidae. The coding region runs from base 1 to 2535 and encodes 844 amino acids. The transcript is spliced from 4 exons.
AUGGGGUAUGAUCGCGUUUCAGAGUCACGGAGAAGCCCAUCAGGCGGUAGAUCAAAAGACUACGUGGGACGCCGCAGCGGUCGAGCAGACUACAGAAGCCCAGACCGACGCUACCGAGGCGCGGACUCUUACCGGCGACCCUAUCGCAAUCGGAGCCCGGAAUAUGAAAAGUACCGCCGCAGAAGUCCUUCGCCGGCGCGUUACGGCAGAGACUCGCGGGCCUACAGAAGUGGCCGCACUGCGCCUUGCCGGCGCAGCGGAAGCCGCUCGAUAAGACGUCCUCGUAGCAGGAGUGUAGAUUCCACGGCCAGGAAUGAGAAGUACCGGCGGAACGAUCCACCAGCCGCUCGCUUUGGAAGCAGGGCUUCGUACCUGCGGUCGAAAGAGGUUAAUCGAGCUCCAUCGCGGAGCCCUUCUCGCGGCGGUCGGUGUAGGAGUCCAGCGCGAGGGGAUCAGUCGGGGCGCCGAGAUGCGCGAUACCGGUCGAACUCCAGGGAUUGGUACCGCGAAAGGCGCGAAGGACAGAGAAGAAGCUACGUUUCCCCAGAACGAGAACCUUUGAAGGGAUCUGCAUCAAGCCGACAUGACAUUUCAUCCAGAGGAAGUGCACGCCGACCACGCGACACAGAUCGGUGCGCCACAAGAGAUCGCUCGAGAGAUCGAAGCGGGUCACACCACGGCAACGCCCGUCGGCAGUCACCUAGGGUGCCACAAGGACACAAAAGGGCUUCAUCUAGUGAACGCGCACGAUCACAUGGGAGGAACUCGAAGUGGUCUCGCAGUAGAAGCAGGUCAGGCAGUUGGGCCCGAAAGAACAGUGCGGCGACUGCUAGCGGGCGAUCACCAGUUGACCGAAGCAGGUCUUGUCGAAGGUCAGAAAGCCGCCGAACAGGAACAAAGGCAGCAGACGCAAGUCAGCGCCCUGAAAGCCCUCCUGAGGGAACUCCCCGACGCUCCCCAGUCAUCUCCAGACAAGAAGAGGAGCAAAAUCCGACUCGUCAGUCACCUGAGCAUGUUCACAAAGAUGAUGCGCGAUCUGCUGGCGACUACAGAAGGGUUGGGGGUUCUUCGAGGAGCUCGUUACAGUCACAGUGUCGAUCUCCUCUACCAUCGCGCAGCGCAUCAAGGGCGCGAACUCUGGCAGAGGCGAGCAAGCACUCAAGACGGUCUGAAGUGCAUUCCACUGGUGGAUCUCCUUGCCGAUCUGCUGACUGCCCGACCCCUGAUCUUGUCUCUUCGAGGCCGCGUAACGCUGAAGGCAAGGGAGCGGAUUCGGCUAGGCAUUCUGUAUCUCGCCAGGAAAAGCCGGCCUCUAAGGAACACGGCUCUCCAAAGCAUGUAGAAGACGCCGUGCCAGAAGAAAUAUCUACUACAAAAGAGCUGCAAGAAACGCCAAGGCAAAUAAAUGAGACCUGUCCGGGAUCGAGGCAAGCUGUAUCCGUUUCACGCUCUCCGUCAGCCCGCUCCCGGGUUCCUGACGUCGAGCGAGAUGAGCGCAAUGAGCGCCGGUCCAGCCCUCCAAGGACACCUCCAGCAUCCGAGCUUCCCGUUGCAGAGAAGUGUAGGCAGUCUUGUGAGGCAAAUGCGCUGCCUACAAACCAUGAUGUAACUGCCCAGAAGCGCGAUUCGCAGGCAGAAGAGCAGAUUCACGAGCAGAGUGAGUUGCCGGUUAAAGGGCAAGACGAUGCGCCAACAACGGACAUUCAACGCAGUCGUCCUUCUCCCCUACAGAGGCGUGAUGAGAGGCCAAGAAACGAAGGACACUCGAACGCGGAAGCUAGGCGCCCUAGCGGCGCGGUUUGCGAUAGGAACGUCGCAUCUGACGAUGUGUUUUUUCGGAGGAAGGGUGAAUCAGGAGAUGCCCAUGGAAGGGCGGCUUCGGGAGAUAAUCUGUACAGUACUAAAUUAAACAGGAGAGCUGCAAAACGCAGAAUCGUGACUGCCGAACCAGCAGCGUUUCCCGGCGUUGCAGAGAUGCAUGGAUCAUACCAAGAACUGUCCCCACGAAGAUACUGGAGAAAUCCGCGGUUUCCGCCGGAUAGGGAUGAUCGUUUUUUCCCCAGUAUUAACAGAGUUCAGCCUUUCGGCUAUAAUAGAUGGAACCGAUUAGAUGGAGAAGAGCACCAUGACUUUCCGCAGCCUCCGUUUCCUGGUCAGAUGGGCCGAUCUGUGAGGCUAGUAGCUCGACGGAACGAUAGAAACUUAUUAAUAUCUCCGCAACAGCGGGUCAGAUAUACCACGCCUGCCGAUUUCCAGCGCAUGCAACUUCACAAUGGCAUUUUUCAGCGUCCAAUUCAGCCAGGUCAACGUCAUUUGCACAGGACGCCGGUUCCUAUUCAAGCAGCUGCAUGGCGAAACCGCAAAACGGCUGGGAUUCUAGGGCGAACACCACAGGAGAGAAGGCACGCAGCAGCCGCAAGCAGUGCAGACGGGAAGUGGAGCCAUGAUCUUUUCGAACAGUUGUCGAACGAACCGGAGAAAAAACGACGCAGGUUCAACCUCUAUGGCGAAACACUGGAAAGGGUAGAUGAUUGA